AUGAUGAAACUCGGCUAUGAGCCUAGCAUUGUCACGCUUUCUUCUCUUGUCAAUGGUUUCUGUCAUGGUAAACGGAUUUCAGAUGUGGUAGCUUUGGUUGAUCAGAUGGUGGAAAUGGGAUAUGAACCCAAUACGGUGACAUUUACAACUCUGAUUCAUGGCCUUUUUCUCCACAACAAAGCUUCUGAAGCUGUGGCUUUAGUUGAUCGGAUGGCUGAGAAAGGUUGUCAACCAAAUCUGGUUACUUAUGGUGUGGUGGUAAACGGAUUAUGUAAGAGAGGUGACAUUGAUUUGGCUUUACAUCUUCUCAAGAAGAUGGAGGGAGGAAAAGUAGAUCCUGGUGUUGUAAUCUACACCACAAUCAUUGAUAGUCUUUGCAGAUAUAGACACGUGAAUGAUGCGCUCAACCUUUUCAACGAAAUGGAGAAGAAAGGAAUUAGACCGGAUGUUGUGACCUACAGCUCCCUCGUAAGUUGCCUUUGUCAUUACGGAAGAUGGAAUGAUGCGUCUCAACUACUUAGAGAUAUGAUUGAGAGGAAAGUCAACCCUGAUGUAGUCACUUUCAGCGCAUUGAUCGAUGCGUUUGUGAAGGAGGGGAAGCUUACAGAGGCUGAGAAAUUGUACGAGGAGAUGAUCAAAAGGUCUAUAGAUCCUAAUAUUGUCACGUUCAAUUCAUUGAUCAACGGGUUUUGCAUGCACGAUCGCCUAAACGAGGCUAAGCAGAUGUUCUCUUUGAUGGUUAGCAAGGAUUGCCUCCCAAACAUAGUGACAUAUAAUACUCUUAUAAAGGGAUUUUGCAAGUGUAAAAGGGUAGAUGAUGCUAUGGAAGUCUUCCGUGAGAUUUCUCAGAGAGUAUGA
This is a messenger RNA of Camelina sativa (false flax), 858 nucleotides long. Lineage: Eukaryota; Viridiplantae; Streptophyta; Magnoliopsida; Brassicales; Brassicaceae. The record is from RefSeq and is a predicted model, not a curated record.